AAAGUAUCCAAGCACCGAGAACCCAACACAAAAAGGAAAGCACAGGCAAGUAUAAUAAUAAAUAGAUCACAAAAGACAAUAACUGGAGAUGAUCUACUUUGGUACCUCAAAAAAAUAAAACAUCCAUUGUCCACGGGUAUUUCUCUGUCUCAUUAAAACCUACCGGUCCACAUUGCACUUUGGAUUCUACGCGCUCUGUUCUUUGGAAUCCUUCUUCAAUUCCAGUGAAUAUUGAUUGGUAUUUAAAGCUUUAUUUCACUUGCUUCCUUUCCUUAGGUGCUGUCCUAUCCUUCCGAUACGAGUUCAUUGCGAUUGUAAAGUUGCACGACCGUUAUGAUUCAAGCAUUGCCAUAAACGAGAACCAACCAACAGACUGCCAUUGAUCGCACCUCUUAAGCUUUGAAGCAUACGAUGCUGGCUUUGAACGACUUUCACGAACAACUAUAAUGUCACCAACAUAUCAAAAUUUACAGCCUCACGCGCGCGACUCUUUAGAAUUGGCUAGUUUAGCAUCGAGUUCCCCAGGCGCGAGAUCAUCAACAGAUUCAUUAUCAUCAGAUGCCGGUAUAUCCUCAUCGCGGAAGCUUUCACUCGAGGAAGAUGAUCCUCUAGAUGACCGAAAUCCCGCCGCGAAUGGUCGGCCUGGAAGAGGACAUGACAGAACAUAUUCUGUCUCUUCGGCCUUCGACUUUUCUUCCAACCUUUACCCUCUGUCUUCUACCGCAGGAGGUUAUGCGCCAAUCGGAGCCCCUAUUUCUACGACAAAUGGCCAAACUGCUUUAGGAGGAGGAUCGUUGGAAAAACAUAAGACUUUGACAUAUCUGAACGGUUUGUCAUUGAUAGUUGGCUUGAUAAUAGGGUCCGGGAUUUUUUCCUCGCCGAGUCAGGUCAAUGCAAAUGCAGGAUCACCAGGCGCAUCAUUGAUUGUAUGGGCAAUAGCAGGAAUAUUAGCAUGGACUGGCGCGUCAAGUUACGCGGAACUGGGAGGAGCAAUACCAUUGAAUGGCGGCGCACAAAUAUAUCUUUCCAAGAUUUUUGGGGAGAUUUUUGGGUUCUUGUUUACAUGGUGUGCGGUCAUCGUUCUGAAGCCUGGAUCGACCGCCAUUGUAUCGAUAAUAAUGGGAGAAUAUUUGGUACGGGCAUUCAUUGGGGCUGAGGCUGAGAAUGUCAACGUUUGGAUUAAUAAGAGCGUGGCAUUGAUUGGAUUGUUUUCCGUUACCUUUUUAAAUUGUAUAUCUACAAAGUUGGGCACGAGAAUGGGAGAUAUGUUCAUGUUUAUGAAGUUUAUUGCAUUGCUUGGAGUUACAGUCAUUGGUGUUGUGGUAGCCCUUACUGGCUUCUCUACAUCAGGAAAGGCAAAUGAGGAUUGGAAGAAUCACGGAUGGUUCGAGGGAACUAGUAGUAGCGCCUCAUCAUGGGCCGUUGCAUUAUAUGCUGGAUUGUGGGCCUUUGACGGUUGGGAUAAUACAAAUUACGUGGUUGGAGAGUUCCGGAACCCUACUCGGGACUUGCCAAGAGUCAUCCAUACAGCCAUGCCAUUAGUCAUUCUCUCCUAUAUCCUCGCUAAUGUCGCCUAUUUCUUCGUCCUACCUUUGAAAGCUAUCAAUUCUUCCAAUACAGUUGCAGUUAUAUUCGGAAACAAGGUAUUUGGUCCCAUUGGAUCAUUAAUACUUGCACUUAUUGUCAGCGCAAGCUGUUUUGGAGCUCUAAAUGCAACAGCCUUCACUAGUGGACGAUUAGUCUAUGCAGCUAGCAAAGAAGGUUAUCUACCCGCUAUGUUUGGCAAAAUUGGGUUCGGAAACCAAGCGGAGCCUUCUGCCAACACUCUCCGAACACGCAAUUGGGCAUCAAAGAAAUUGGCCAGAUUCUUUGGUGACGAAGACACCGGGCUCUUCUUCACACCCGUAAACGCCAUGAUUCUCAACGCUCUCUUAACAGCAGUCUAUGUCGCUGUCGGCGAAUUCGGUACGCUAGUCACUUUUUACGGUGUCGCUGGCUAUACAUUCUAUUUCUUCACAGUCCUAGGCCUCAUUGUUCUUCGCGUUCGUGAACCUAAUCUCGAACGUCCUUACAAGACUUGGAUUACCACCCCCAUAAUCUUCUGCUGUGUGAGUUUAUUCCUCCUCAGCAGAGCAGUCUUUGCGGAACCAAUUCAAACGCUCAUUGUUGUCGCGUUUGUACUCGCGGGUGUGCCGAUAUACUACUGGCGGAUUCGCGGACGAGAUCAAGUCUCCAAGAGAGAGAGAAGUAGUAGUGGGAGUGGGAGUAGCUGGAAAUUCUGGCAGAGGGGUUCAGGUUAGUUAGAAGGCUUAUCAUGGUAUAUGGUCGCGCUUCACAUCCAUCACUGAUCAAGAUGGAGGAAUGAUUGAUGAAGGAUAGACAGACAUGAGAAAGCUAGAAAGAAAGACGAAGAAACGAGAAGAAACAAGAA
Botrytis porri is the source of this 2431-nucleotide messenger RNA. RefSeq lists its product as uncharacterized. Gene Ontology annotation, cellular component: membrane. Gene Ontology annotation, molecular function: L-amino acid transmembrane transporter activity. NCBI's taxonomy places the organism in Eukaryota, Fungi, Ascomycota, Leotiomycetes, Helotiales, Sclerotiniaceae. The transcript has 2 exons. The coding region runs from base 447 to 2300 and encodes 617 amino acids. Gene Ontology annotation, biological process: amino acid transmembrane transport. The record is from RefSeq and is a predicted model, not a curated record.